This is a messenger RNA of Acinonyx jubatus (cheetah), 8748 nucleotides long. It is a transcript of the gene TFCP2L1, whose product is annotated as transcription factor CP2 like 1. Gene Ontology annotation, biological process: regulation of transcription by RNA polymerase II. Gene Ontology annotation, cellular component: nucleus. NCBI's taxonomy places the organism in Eukaryota, Metazoa, Chordata, Mammalia, Carnivora, Felidae. The coding region runs from base 112 to 1581 and encodes 489 amino acids. The record is from RefSeq and is a predicted model, not a curated record. Gene Ontology annotation, molecular function: RNA polymerase II cis-regulatory region sequence-specific DNA binding; DNA-binding transcription activator activity, RNA polymerase II-specific. The transcript is spliced from 16 exons.
CGGCCGGCACCCGGGUUCAGAGCGCGGUUUCCAGCUGGCGGCCGGACGUCGGCGCGGCCCGCGGCCGGUUUGCUGCCACGCCUGGGUCGCGGCGGGCGCGGAGCCGCAGCCAUGCUGUUCUGGCACACGCAACCCGAGCACUACAACCAGCACAGCUCCGGCAGCUACCUGCGGGACUUGACUAGUGCUCUUCAAAGGGAAAACGAUGUGCUCGCCCUGCCCAUCUUCAAGCAAGAGGAGCCACAGCUGUCCCCCGAGAGUGAGGCCCGCCUGCCGCCCCUGCAGUACGUGCUGUGUGCUGCCACGUCCCCGGCCGUGAAGCUGCACGAAGAGACCCUAACCUAUCUCAACCAAGGUCAGUCUUAUGAAAUCAGGCUGCUAGAGAAUCGGAAGCUGGGAGACUUUCAAGAUCUGAACACGAAAUAUGUCAAGAGCAUUAUCCGAGUGGUUUUCCACGACCGCCGGCUGCAGUACACGGAGCACCAGCAGCUGGAAGGAUGGCGGUGGAGCAGGCCCGGGGACCGGAUCCUGGACAUCGAUAUUCCACUGUCUGUUGGUAUCUUGGACCCCAGGGCCAGCCCGACCCAGCUGAACGCUGUCGAGUUUCUGUGGGAGCCUUCGAAGAGAGCCUCUGCAUUCAUUCAGGUGCACUGUAUCAGCACAGAAUUCACCCCGAGGAAGCACGGGGGUGAGAAGGGGGUGCCUUUCCGAGUGCAGAUUGACACAUUUAAGCAGAACGACAAUGGGGAAUACACAGAGCACUUGCACUCGGCCAGCUGCCAGAUCAAGGUGUUCAAGCCAAAGGGAGCUGACCGGAAACAGAAGACCGACCGGGAAAAGAUGGAGAAGAGAACUGCCCAAGAGAAGGAGAAGUACCAGCCGUCCUACGAGACCACCAUUCUCACAGAGUGCUCCCCGUGGCCCGACAUGGCCUAUCAGGUGAACAGCGCCCCGUCUCCCAGCUACAAUGGCUCUCCAAACAGCUUUGGCCUCGGCGAAGGGAACAGCUCUCCAACCCACCCAGUGGAGACCCUGCCCUUGGGCAAUGACCACCUGCUUCCAUCGGCCUCGAUCCAGGACGCCCAGCAGUGGCUGCACCGAAACAGAUUCUCACAGUUUUGCCGGCUCUUUGCCAGCUUCUCGGGUGCUGACUUGCUUAAGAUGUCUCGAGACGAUUUGGUCCAGAUCUGUGGCCCUGCCGAUGGGAUCCGGCUCUUUAAUGCCAUCAAAGGCCGGAAUGUGAGGCCGAAGAUGACCAUUUACGUCUGUCAGGAGCUGGAGCAGAACCGAGCGCCCCUGCAGCAGAAGCGGGAUGGCGGUGGGGACAGCAGUCUGUGUGUGUACCACGCCAUCUUCCUAGAGGAGCUGACCACCUUGGAGCUGGUUGAGAAGAUUGCCAACCUGUACAGCAUCUCCCCCCAGCACAUCCACCGAGUCUAUCGGCAGGGCCCCACCGGCAUCCACGUGGUGGUCAGCAACGAGAUGGUGCAGAAUUUCCAGGAUGAGUCUUGUUUUAUCCUCAGUACCUUGAAAGCUGAGAGCAAUGAUGGCUACCACGUCAUCCUGAAAUGUGGCCUCUGAGCGAAAGUCCAGCGUGUGAAGUACGGCCCCCACCCCACAGCCCAAUGGAUGUAGAAACCGCACCACUCUACGCCGCAGCCUCCCCUGGCGGGCUGUGGCUGGGAGGGACUUGGCCCAGUCCAGGAAGAUCACAGCCCACGAACCAGCAGAACCCUGUGGAUGCAGUCUCUGGUGUACAGAAACCCAGCGGCUCCUCUCUCCUUCCUCUUGGCCUCCAGCUUUUGAAUCUUCCUCGUUCUUUUCCCAGCCCUGCUAUCUUAAAGAGGCAAAUGGCAGGGCCAUCUUCUCUGAAACCCCUUGCUCCCUAGUUGGAGGCCAGUUCACUGAGUGUCUCGGUGCCUUCUGACCAUUCCCCUGCCUCCCGGGAAGGCUGUGCGUCCCCCCGACCUUCACCUUUUCUGGGAACCGGCUCCAUGACCAGGACUGCUGACUGGAUGUAGGUGGCUUGCCAGUGUUCUGUCUUCGUGUUGGUUCCCCUUCUCAGCGACCCUGUGAAAUGUGGGCAUCUGUCUUUCUGCCUCUUGGAUGGAUCGGUGGGAAGGGGACUUAUUCUGUGCCUUCUGCUGCUUUCACCUUGACUCCGUUUCUAAGGACCUGCUUUUGCAGUGCCCAGCGAUGGGCUCCUGUCUCUGCAUUGGUGAUAUAGACACCACGAUGCUUGUGUAGGACUGGCCACAUAGACCUAGGUCUGUGCCCUUGGAAGGAAGAAGGAGAGGAUAGAACAACUAUUUUUCAGGUACGUUCUCACGAGUAUGAAAGGGAUGAGAACAGAAUGAUAUUUUGCUUGAGCCCCUUUUAUGUAAUUUUAUGCCCUAAGCAAUCAUGGGUAAGGAAGAUUAGGAAAUGAGUAUUCGGCUAUGUGAUCAGAUGACCUUGAUGGUCAUGAUAGCAGGCCCUGUUGGAUGGACUUAACCAGGUCCCAUUUAAAGAAGACCUUGGCUGACGACUGCCAAACUUACCAAGUUUCCUAGGGUUCAUCUUUUCUGUGCGGCCCCAAUUUAAAUGUUUAUCUUUUUUCAUGCAUGGAGGGAGUGUUUAGGGCAUUUUGCCUGCAUUGGAGUGGUUGGAUCACGUUUCUUAGUGGCUUAAUUCUGGGGAACUCUGAUUAUCAGUAACCAGUAAACUCAGCAAUUAGGCUUUGUCUUGCGUCUGUUUCCCGGCACGCAGUGAUCUAUACUCUUCGCUAACUUAGGUUUAACUUUCAGAGCAUUGAGAAGCCCUAUGAUCAAUGGAGCAGGAUUUUACAACUUCUAAAGCAGAGCUUUAGGAGAUUAUAGCGCUGGGGUCAAAGAUGAUCUGAACUGGGUAGACCUUGCUUUCCAGUUGGGGAAAAUGAAACCUAGAGGGGCAGAGCCAUCUGCCUGAUAUCACACAGUGAUAGGGCGAUGAUAGAAACUCAUUAUAUAAAUCAAGACACUUCUCAGGGUGAAAGGGGCUCUCUAAGUAAGAGUUAUGUUGGGACCACAGGUGGUAUGGUGUUCCUACAGAGUAAAACAGGCUCCUGAUUCCUUUCCUGUUUUGCGGGAGGGGGCGGGAGCAGGUAACAGCUUUAUUGAGAUAUAAUUCACAUACAAUACAGUGUACCCAUUCAGAGCAUACCGCUCUAUGGUUCUUAGUAAAUUCACAGAGUCAGCACAUUCAAUUUUAGGACAUUUUUCUCACCCCCAAAAGAAACCCUGUUUCUUUUAGUGAUCACCCUCCCACUUUCCCCCCAGCUCCCCUUGUUUUAGGCAACCACAAGUCUCCUUUCCAUGUAGAUUUACUUAUUCUGGACAUUUCAUGGAUAUGGAAUUACAGUGAGUGGCCUUUUGUUACUGGCUUUUUUUUUUUUUUUUUUUCUCUCGCGUAAUGUUUUCUGGGGCAUCUGUGUUGAACAUGUAUUCAUACUUCAGUCAGUUCUAUAGUUGAGUAGUAUUUCAUUCUCUGGAUAGAUGUGUCACAGUUUGUUUAUCCAUUCGUUAGCCGAUUGAUACGCGAGUUUCUACUUUUCAGCUGUUUCGAAUGAUGCUGCUAUGAACAUAUUUGUACAGGUUUUUGCAUACAUAAUGUUUUCAUUUCAUUUGGGUAUAUACCUAGGAUGUAUACCCUGCAUACAUCUUUCGCCAGGGCGUAUACCCUGGCGUUGCUGGGUCCUACGGAACUCUAUGUUUAACUUUUUGAGAAACUUCCAGAUGGUUUUCCAAAGCAGUGGCACCAUUUUAGCCUCCCACCAGCAGUGUAGGAGGGCUCGUUUUUCAACAUCCUCACCAACACUUGCUGCUUUUUGAUUAGAACAUUCUCUAAUGGGUGUCAAGUGGUAUCUCACUGUGGUUUUGAUUUGCAUUUCCCCAGUGACUACUGACGUUGACCAUCUUUUCAUGUGCUUAUUGGCCAUUUCUAUGUCUUCUUUGGAGAAAUACCUGUUUAGAUCCUUUGCCCAUUUCUAUUUGGGUCACUGGUCUUUUUUUAUUGCUGAGUUGCAUCAGUUCUUUGUAUAUUCUAGAUACAGGUCCUUUGUCAGCUCUGUGAUCUGUAAAACUUUUCUCCCAUUCUGUGGAUUGUCUUCACCUUCUUACGAUGUCCUUCACAGCACAAAAGUUUUUAAUUUCGAUGGUGUCCAAGAUCCCCUACUUUUCCUUGCUUGUGCUUUUUGUGCCCUAUCUGAAAAACCAUGGUGUAAUCCAAGUUCAAGAAAAUUUGUGCCUAUGUUUCUUUUUAAGAAUUUUCAUAGUUUGAGCUCAGUAGUGGCCUUUGAUUCAUUUGAAGUUAAUUUCUGUACAUGGUGUGAGUAGAGGUCCAGCAUCACUCUUUUGCCUGUGGGCACCCAGUUGUUCCAGCACGAGUGGUUGACCUCCUCUCCCGUCCCCAGCCCAUGUCUGGCUCCACCAUUUUUAUAACGGGCUUUCUGUUCUCUGAGUGUCUCACCCUUACUCCCCCUUAACCUCAACAGGACAGGGUCAUAUUGUGCUCUGAUACUUGGUGGCCUUUCAUGGUGCAUGUUCUAACUCCACACAUUAGUCCUAGGGGAAAGUCAGGACCAGUCAUUUCCUUUUUUGAGGACAGUGAGCCACAAGGAAGUAGAAUAAUUUGCCCAAGGUCACAAGAGUCAGGACUAGACCUUUGGUCUUCUGACUUCCAGCCUUUCAAGGGGUCUGUCAGUCACUAGACCUAAGUGAUGCCACUCCCUAGGCCAAGCAAUGACAGUCUCGAUUUUAAUUAUUAAUUGUGGCAGACUCCUUUUUAUUUAGUUCCAAAUGGGGGUCUGAUAAAGAUCUGUUACCUUAAGUUUGCUGUUAGUGGAAUCUUCCAUUUUCUGGAACCCCCCACUACUGUCUGUGUUUGUUUGUUUUUAACCUUCUCCUUUUUUUAAAGAUUUUAUUUUUAAGUAAUCUCUACACCCAACGUGGGGCUCGAGCUCAUGACCCCGAGACCAAGGCCCCACCACCUGAGCCAUCCAGACGCCCCUUUCACCUUCUCCCUGUGGUUCUAGUGGAGUCUUGUAGCUUGCAAAGAAGUAGGAAAUAAAUACGCUUCUUAAUUUGGCACUAAAAUGUUUCAGCUGCUUGGUUUCGACAGCUUGUCCUCCUUCCUCAGAACUCAGAUGAGCUAGCUGUCCAUUUUAUUUUUUUCAUUUCAAAGCAGAGAAGCCAUAGCUUCCCACUCCUGUCCACUCUCUUUCCCAAGGGCUCUGAGGCCAGGACCUGGGCCUGGGGGGUGGGGCAGCCCCUCCCGGAACUGUACCCACUGGCCCCCCCCCACCCAUGAUUCUAGGCUGUGGCUUCUCCACGGCAGCAGCAGUUUUUAAAGAUGCCCCCCCCUGCGGAAGAGAGAGAGGAUCUCCUCAAGUGCUCAGUCCACCAUCUUGAACCAGAAGCUUCGAGUUGAGGUCCUUAUUCUCAGGCCAUCGCAUUUCUUUUUCCGUUUGCAGGGUUGUGAUCAACCUUUUCCUGUUUACCAGGUUGCACCUUUACCUUGACGUCACAGAGGGAGAACAAUAGGAUUCUCAGGGGAAAAGGGAUGGAUGGAAAGAGCAGGAUAGGGAAGGGAGCUUGAAGCCUGGGGCUUCGGGUCCUAAGCAAAGGCCAGACAGCGUCCCUGCAGACCUCCUGCCCGGGCAGCUUGUGGCCCCUUGGGAAGAGCUGUGAACGUAGAGGGGGGUUCACUGGGAGCACACUGGGGCUGGCCGAGCAGUGUGUCACAAGUUUCCAAGUCCAGCGUGGCUCCGGGGCCUGGCCUGAGUGACCUAAGCUCUGAAAAUCAUUAACGAGUUGAUGAGGAAAAUGGAAAACCUGUGCUGUUGUUGGUGGAGCAGAGGGAGUGAGCCUGGAGGCUCUAGGAAGGUGGAAGAGCAGAGCAUGAGGGGUGAGGGUGGCGGCAUGACAGUGCCCGUGGUGCAGGAGGAAGUGGAAGGCGCAGGGGGGCGGGAGCCAGGGCCCCCAGACCCUCGCUUGGCCUGAGUGUCUGCCUGUCUGGAGUCGUGGGCGGCUCCGUCGUGAGGUGAAUGUGAAGGGCGGCAGGGCUUUCCCUUUGUCCCCUACGUGAAGUCCUCGGCGGGCCAGUAACGGGUCGGGGCACGCAUCCUGGUCGCACAGGGCACCACCAGUGCUCCUGCUCAGGCCGCUGUGUGCGUGUCUUUUUUUUUUUUAUUAAAUUUUUUUUUUCAACGUUUAUUUAUUUUUGGGACAGAGAGAGACAGAGCAUGAACGGGGGAGGGGCAGAGAGAGAGGGAGACACAGAAUCGGAAGCAGGCUCCAGGCUCUGAGCCGUCAGCCCAGAGCCUGACGCGGGGCUCAAACUCACGGACCGCGAGAUCGUGACCUGGCAGAAGUCGGACGCUUAACCGACUGCGCCACCCAGGUGCCCCUGUGUGCGCCUCUUUAAGAAGGGUUCCCUGGCAGCCUGAGCCCAGACCUGUGUUGGCCAGCCCCACGUCUACACUACCGGUGUGCGCGCGUGUGUGUGUGCGCGCGUAUGCACACGCGCGCGUGUGCACACGCGGGUCCCUCUCCUCGCCCCUGUAUCUGGCCUGAGUGCAGCUCUGGAUAUUCUCAGCUCAGCUGGAUGUGGGGGUUGAUGCUCUUGCUUUUAGAUCCUGUGUGGCACCCUGGUUCGGACUCUGAUGGAACGGGUCAGGGGUAAAGUUGCCCUACUUGGGGGGAAUGCACACCCUAAGUCCACCUCUUCUGGGGAGGGGAGCAGUGCCGGCAGCUGACCUCUGACAAGGACCCCCGAAACAGGGCUCAUGGAGUCGGUCUGCCACACAGCUGCCUCACGGUCACAUGCUCUGUGUGAUACCAUCAGUCAGGCCGGCUGGGAGGAGAUGGUUGGACUCCCUUUACCCCCUGGGGGCAGGGCAGUGGGUCUGCGAGCAGCAAGGUGCUGGUCAGGCCCCACCCAGGGCACCCUGCGAGCUCCUUGAAGCCUCCUCUGAGCUCUCCAGACCUCUCUGCGAAGCCUUCUCUUGUACCAUCCUUCUCCCUCCUCCCGUGGGGGACAGCCAGUAGCUCUGAGUGGUGGCACCCCGGCCAGUGGCCCAGCGCUAGACCUGCCAUGCCCCUCCUGCUUUAGUGGCCGUCUAGGGGCAACGUCCCCGAGCAGCGGCUCUUGGAGAGGUGGGUUUGCUGCUCUGUGCAGGGCAGCUGACUCAUCUAGCCCUUUAUGGAAAAACUUUGCCAACCCACUGAGGAGGUCAAGCUUUCUGUUGCUUUCUGUCCCCACUGGAAAUCCCAUUAAGUAAGGACUCUCAGACAAUAGUAACAAUAAAAAGUACUUAACUUGUUUUGAGCUUUGAGGCAAGAGAUGUGUUUGGCCGAGCAGUGCUGGUCUCCCCUGCCUGUCGCUCCCUCACUUGUGAAGGGUUCACCCCAGCCGUCUGGGUUUUCCUUCCUCUUCCUGGCCGCUGGCCUGCUCCUGGAGACCUGGUGGGCCUUUGCACCCUGGGCACGUGCCAGGGCUUGGUGUCAGAGCGCCGUGUGUGUCGAAGGGUCCUUUGCUGGUAUUAACAGGUCGGCAAGCUGUGGAGGGCGGUGGCCUCCUGACUGAGGUCACUGGAGCUUUCCUAUCCUGGAGCUCACAGCCUGACCUUCACCUCCAACUGGCACCUUGAGGACCUCUUGGCUUCUCUGGGUCCCGCAAGUUUCUCCCUGAACGUUCUGCUCUUUUUUCAAACCGAGGGAACCGCUUGUGGGAGCCUCAGCUUGGUGACAGAGAGAGGCCACUGUCUGGCUCCGAGGAAGGGUUCUAUGGGCCUGGACUUCUGGUUCUGUCCCCAGGAGAAGCUAGAGUGCGGCCAACAGCUAACCUUAUGGGCUGAGUCCCCCAUGCUGGGGUCUGUCUUCCUGGGGGGUGACUCUGGUCUUUGUGGGCCCCUUGCUUCUCACUCCAGGUGCAGCGGCCAGACGCUGCAUUCAGCCUCCCGUUAGUAGCAAUGCCAACACAGUAGUGGCAGAUGCUGUCUGGUCUCUCCUGGGUCAGGUAUCGAGCUCACCACUCUUGUCAUUGUCCCUUUCCAUCCUUCCCACUCUGCUCUGAGGCUACUGUGACCCAGCUUUGCAGGUGAGGAAAUCAAGACAGAUCAGAUGCCGGCCCAGGGUCCUACAGCUACUGGUGGACUGAGCCAGGACGAGAAUCUGAGUCUGGGUCGCACAUCCACACCCCACGUUCUCACACGCCAGAUUUGGGGGGCUAGCUCCUUCCCCAGCGCUAGCUUUCAUCCUGAGACUGCAUCAUCGGGCUUGGUGCGUUCCGAACGGUGGGGAAACAUUUGUGGGGCUUGGUUGUUACAAGAGAAGGGGAUUGUUUUGUGUGCCCCCUCCCCCCCCUCCCAACCCUCCCCUUUUAUUACCUUUACGCUGGGUAAAAACUUGGUGUCUGUGUCCUCGAAUGUUCCUGUAUGUAAUGUGAUUCUUUCUUAAGAUGUAACUUCCCCAGCGUUCUCCAGAUCGGGUGACCCUUUCCCAAAGGUGGCGGGAGUCUAUUGGGGUGGCGUGGGCUUUGGAUGGGUCAAGUGGGUGUGAUGGGUCGUGGGGAGGUGGGCAUCGAGUCGGAAGUUGUCAUACUGCCACAUUGUUUUUUGUACCUGGAAUAAAGCAUAUUUUGCACUUGUUACUGAACCAUUGUGCAGAUGAGAAAUCUGCCUGUGGGAUCUGUGCUUGGGUCAGAAUGCAAAUAAAACUCAUUUGUAAGAAA